AUGGAGGCACGAGACACAAAGUACUUGUUACUGGAUGAUGGUCGGAAGCUAUGCCUAGAAUGCCAUGACUCUGCAAUAACAGAUACUCAUGAAUGCCAACCACUGUAUCUUGAAAUUCAAGACUUUUAUGAAGGAUUAAGACUAGAUGGUAUUUUGUUUCAGUUUACUGCCUAUAAUUUAAUCUUGCUAUGUAAAUUGACCCUCGCAGAGCUAAGGUGCACAAAGACAAAGGUUGGGGCAGGCCGGCUAACGGACAUGUUUACAGAACCUUAUAAGGUAGUUCGUCAAUGUGCAGUGACAGCAAUUCUGAUUUUGUACAGUGUCCCUCGGUUAUUAACUGAUUCGAUACUCGCUCAUGAGAUGAUACAUCCAUGGAUCCGACUUAAAGGUGCAAAAUAUCUCCUAUUUAUUCAGUUUUCUACUCUUACCAUCUAA
Molecule: messenger RNA, 435 nt
Organism: Erigeron canadensis
Lineage: Eukaryota; Viridiplantae; Streptophyta; Magnoliopsida; Asterales; Asteraceae
Product: protein DA1-related 1-like
Exons: 2
Coding region: 1-435 (144 amino acids)
Molecular function (GO): ubiquitin binding
Source: RefSeq, a predicted model, not a curated record